This is a messenger RNA of Zingiber officinale, 1555 nucleotides long. RefSeq lists its product as uncharacterized. The record is from RefSeq and is a predicted model, not a curated record. The transcript has 9 exons. The coding region runs from base 429 to 1457 and encodes 342 amino acids. Lineage: Eukaryota; Viridiplantae; Streptophyta; Magnoliopsida; Zingiberales; Zingiberaceae.
AUUACUCUUCCCCUUUUUCGCUCCGAGGCAACACCCGCUCAUCAAGCGCCGCCUCUUCUUCCGCCAGACGCCUUUCUUCUUCCUCGUGCGACGCCGGCCAUCCCAAUCGCGGGCAGCCUCCUCCACCAGCCGUCCUACCUCCCGACGGAAGCCCUCUCCUCUUCUCUUUUUUCUUACCGUACCGUCGCAGUCGUCGUCGCCGCUCGAAAGAGGAGGACAGCGGCUGCUGACCUCCCCUUCCCUCUCCUUCUCCCUCCCAAUCUCCUUUCCUAUUCACGCCCGUUCAUCCACGCGCACACGGCACCUUCUUCUCUUUUCUUCUUCUUCUUCUAAAUCAGUAUAUCGAGGGUUUCCUCCACUCCGUAGCAGCGCAUCUUCGUCCCUUCGUGUACGGUGAGUGUUGCAAUGGUUCGUUUGGAUUUGAUGCAAUGACAUUCAAUGGUUCAGAGGUCCAUACCAGGCUUCAGCAUCUCCUUGUUCAACUCCAAAUUGAGGCUGGAGUCCUUGAUCGAAUUGUCUACAGGAACAAGAACCAACAUCGACAUGGCUCUUACUUUCAAUAUCUCUUAAAGGUGAGAAGAGACUUGAAUCUUCUUCAUUCUACUGAGUUAGGGCGAAUACUGAAAAUGCUCUUUCCCAUUAUUGAUGGAAAAAAACCUGCUCGAAUGGCGAUUGUCCCCACACGUUUAAAGUCAAACGACAUUGGCUCAAAUCACAAUUUGAAAAAUCGCCUAUUAGGUUGUGCACGUUUAUUAUCUCAGAUGACAGAACCAAUACUCAAGGCAGCAAUUCAGAUAUCCUUAUUGCUUGCUAAAUCAUUUUUCUCGGGAUUUUGUAUCACUGUAAUGGCUUUGCUUGCGCGUCUCAGGGUUCUUGUUCAGCAGAUGCUACAAGACGUGGUUAUGGUUUUCAACAAGGUUUCAUUUCUUACUACUGAAAAGCAAUCUAUAAAACUAUCUCAAGAUGGCGUAGAGGUUUACAGGGAAUUCCACCGUUCAGUACAUAAGAGGAUUGUUUUGGAAUGUGUUUGGAAAGGAGAUAAAUAUUUCUUGCUUGAGAGGACAGAAAAUAAGGAGGAUGAAACCAGAGAAGAAGAUAUACAAGCUACUCCAUCCUCCACUACAACUAUUCAUUACAGAACAUUAGAACUCUUUGAUGAAGAGGAAGAAACCUCAUGUCCACCGACAGAUGCAACUAAUUCGUCCCAAGCCCAAGUGGAUAAAUUUCCUGCAACUACUGAGGCAGCAACAGGGAAUGUGCCUGUGGAACCCCAAACUCAAUCGAGAAGGAAGGUGGCCUUUGUUUCAGUGAAAAGACCCGCUGCUGCUUCUAACACAAACGAACCUGUCAAAAUUCCAAAACUGGACUUGGUUUCAAACAAUUCCCUAGAAACUGACGAUCCAUUUUUAGAUCUACUAUUUUCUGGAAUAAACAGCGCUUGUGCUACAAACAAGUAAUCGUAUACCUUUGGUUGGACUACAAUUUGGGGCUUAAUGAAAGAGGGGAAAUGGAAGAAGCAACAAAUAUAUAUCUAAGUUUAUUUGUCUCUCCUUUA